AUGCUGUCACAGUCGGCGACACCGCUCACAGCCGCGGCUGCCGCCCUUGGCGCCAAGCUCCGCAGGGCCCCGGCCCUCGCUGGCGGCCGCGCGCUGGCCGUCGCGGACGCCGUGAGGUGGGAGCACAGGCGGAUCUCCGGGGGUGAAGCGGAGGUUGCUGCAUCUUCGGGAACUGUGGGAUGUGGAGGUGAGAGGUUUCUGAAUGCACCCAAUUUGGUGUCGAUUGGACGGAUGGUGUCAGGGCCGAUAAUUGGAUGGAUGAUCGUGAAUGAAUGGUAUCUUCCUGCCUUUGCCACAUUGGCUGUCUCGGGUGCAAGUGAUUGGUUGGAUGGCUUUUUAGCGAGAAAGAUGGGCAUCAAUUCUGUCUUUGGAUCAUAUUUGGACCCUCUGGCUGACAAGGUUUUGAUUGGCUGUGUUGCUGUAGCCAUGGUUGAAAAAGAUCUUUUACAUUCUGGUCUUGUUGGCCUCGUUGUUGUAAGAGACUUGCUUCUUGUGGGUGGUGCUUUCUACAAGCGGGCUUCUAGUCUGGGAUGGAAGUGGAACAGUUGGUCAGAAUUUGUUAACUUAGAUGUGAUUCAUCGCGAAAAGGUUGAGCCUCUGUUCAUCAGCAAGGUGAACACAGUAUUCCAGUUGAUGUUGAUUGCCGCUGCACUUCUUCAGCCAGAAUUUGGCACAGAGGAGACUCAGAAUUACAUUACACUCCUGAGGUGA
This is a messenger RNA of Miscanthus lutarioriparius, 711 nucleotides long. Lineage: Eukaryota; Viridiplantae; Streptophyta; Magnoliopsida; Poales; Poaceae. The record is from the annotation of a GenBank genome assembly.